AUGAGUGGGUAUGAUAGAGCAUUGUCUAUUUUCUCGCCGGAUGGACACAUUUUCCAGGUUGAGUAUGCAUUAGAAGCGGUUAAAAGAGGUACGUGUGCAGUGGGGCUCAAGGGCCAGGACUGUGUGGUUCUAGGGUGCGAGAGAAGGUCUACAUUGAAGCUUCAGGACCCCAGAAUCACGCCGUCGAAGAUCUCGAAGAUCGAUAACCAUGUUGUUCUUUCGUUUGCAGGGCUAAAUGCGGACUCUAGAAUUUUGAUUGAGAAGGCUCGUGUAGAGGCUCAAUCGCACCGUUUGACGUUGGAGGAUCCUGUGACGGUGGAAUAUUUGACGCGAUAUGUGGCUGGGGUGCAGCAGCGCUACACUCAGUCUGGUGGUGUGAGGCCCUUUGGUGUUUCUGUGUUGAUAGCGGGGUUUGAUCCACGGGACAACAAGCCGCGUUUAUACCAGACGGAGCCCAGUGGUAUCUAUUCAGCAUGGUGUGCGCAAUCGAUUGGGAGGAAUUCGAAGACGGUACGCGAGUUUUUAGAGAAGAAUUACAACAAGGAUGCGCCUCCAGAAAACGAGAAGGAGUGCGUGAAGCUGACGAUCAAGUCUUUGCUCGAGGUGGUGCAGACGGGAGCGCGGAACAUUGAGAUCACUGUGGUAAAACCCGACUCGCAGAUCGUGACGCUAACCACCGAGGAAAUAAGCAGCUACGUGGACGAGAUCGAGGCCGAGAAGCAGCAGGACCUCGAUAAGAAGAAGCAGCAGGAGCAGGACAAGUAG
Messenger RNA from Kluyveromyces marxianus DMKU3-1042, 765 nucleotides. RefSeq names its product proteasome core particle subunit alpha 4 (gene PRE6). Gene Ontology annotation, cellular component: nucleus; proteasome core complex, alpha-subunit complex; proteasome core complex. Bases 1 to 765 code for a protein of 254 amino acids. Gene Ontology annotation, biological process: ubiquitin-dependent protein catabolic process. The transcript has a single exon. NCBI's taxonomy places the organism in Eukaryota, Fungi, Ascomycota, Saccharomycetes, Saccharomycetales, Saccharomycetaceae. The record is from RefSeq and is a predicted model, not a curated record.